AUGCCGCCAAAACGAAAAAAAGCUGGACCGCCAAAGGAGGAAAUAGCUAAUGAGUCGGAGGAGGAUUCUCUCGCGAAAAGGGUACACAAAGAUCCAAAUCUUUGGAAAGAUUUUAUUGAUGCUCACUUCGCGGCGGAUAGACUUUCAACUUUGACGCUCCCAAAGACGUCUAGAACGACGUCUAAAUACAAGUUACCGAGUUUGGGUGACAUAGUUCAUUUCAAGGGAUGCGACGAGUUGGAGACACCAAUUGGCAAAACAAUACGACCAGAAGACGCUGGAUGGAGUGAUCGUUUAACAUUAAAUUAUCGAAGAUUACUGGAACAAUCGAGUGACAUCGAUGAAAAUGCUAACUCUGAAAUCUUUUCUUUGUUAUCACAAUAUGUUGAUUUCACUGGAAAUCCAUCUGCAUCAUCUAACUAUAGAUUAUGCUAUGUUGGACAUUUGCUGAACCACGUGAUAAAGACGAGGAAUCUAAUCUUGCAAAAUAAAAAGAAACUGGAAGAGAUCGACGAGAUAAACCUUGACGAUGCUACGCUUCAAUCUACAAGAGAUCAAGGCUUUGUGCGUCCCUGCGUAUUAGUUCUACUACCUUUUCGCAAGGAUGCAUUCGAGGUUGUUAACAUCAUGGAAUCGCUAGUAUUUGGAGGAGGAGAGAAACCGAAUGUUGCAAACAGAAAGCGGUUUAAAGAUGAGUUCGGUGAUACUGGUUAUAGAGUAUCAGGUGCUCGGCUUGUUGAAGAAACAUUUCGGGAUACCAUGGAAGGAAAUGUGGAUGAUUGUUUCCGAAUGGGCGUUGCAAUCUCUAAAAAAGAAUUAAAGUUGUACUCACCUUUUUCGAAAUCUGACAUAAUUUUGUGUUCACCACUUGGCCUUCGAAUGAUUUUAAACGGAGAUCAAGGGGAUGAAAGCCAGUUCAUCUCAUCAAUUCAAAUUGUUGUGGCUGAUAAGUGUGAUGUUCUGUUACAACAAAAUUGGGAACACGUGAUUACGAUUUUCAAAUGGUUAAAUAAGAAACCAAAGCAGAUAGAAGCCGACAUACGGCGUGUGCGCACUCUAUAUUUGGACGGUACGGCGGCUCAUUAUUGCCAAACUUUGUUAUUUGGUGAUUAUCAACAUGAACAGUUCACAUCGCUGUCGUUGAAGCACUCGUUGAGUCAUUGCGGUCUUGUUCUACACUAUCCAACAGUGGAGGGGGUUUUGGACAAGGUGAAUAUUCCGAUUUGUCAGGAACUUCAUCGGAUCAACGUUAAAAAUGCUGAGGAGAGUAGUGAUGCUCGCUUCCAGUAUUUUAAGGAUAAACUUCUUGGCAAACUUGAAAUGCACACGAUGAUCUUCAUACCAUCAAGAAAUGUCGAGAGUUUCGUCCAAUGUCACGAAUAUGCACCAGAUAACAAGAUAAGUCGCGCACGUGACUUAUUCUACCAUGGAAAGAAGAAAUUAUUGUUGGUUACGGAACGAUUUCACUUUUUCAAGCGCUUUCAUCUUCGGGGAGCCAAGAACAUUUUGUUCUAUCAAUUACCAAAUGAUCCAAGUUUCUACGCAAAUAUGAUCAAUAUGUGCUCCUCUGAUGGAAUGCGUGUGAAAGCGAUCCUUCCCUUCUCUCAAUUUGAUCGUUUGCGACUUUCGAAUGUUUUUGGAAAACAAAUGGCUGCAGGAAUCUUGAAAUCGGAGAAACAAAUUCAAGCCAUAGUUUCGGAG
Molecule: messenger RNA, 1701 nt
Organism: Mesorhabditis belari
Lineage: Eukaryota; Metazoa; Nematoda; Chromadorea; Rhabditida; Rhabditidae
Source: the annotation of a GenBank genome assembly